AGGCAGUGGGGCUGAGCCCACCUCUUUCCUUCUGGGGCCAUCAACUUCAUCCAACAUAGGAAAAGGGGACAAUGAAACACUUUGCAACCCACCCUCAGAGGCUUCCUUCAUUUUAUAAGUCUAUCCCUGAACUCUUACCCCCAUGUACUCAGAUGCACACAACAUAAAAGCACACACAUAUCUUUUCUUCUUGUUGUUUCUUAUAUAAAUAAAAGGCAUCUUAUGAUGCUAGGAGAAUUAUUAUUUGGGGACAGUGGGGCAAUAGUUUACCUUCCUGGUAAAUGGUAUGUAGGCCAAACAGAACCUUGUGGCCCUGCUAGAUUGGAACACCACAAAACAUCAUUUUCUCUAUCCACCCAUUAACCUUAAGUUAAAUUCACCUAGGCAAUCACACUGUUGGUUUGCUUUAUGACAGGCAUCCAGAAGUCUGAUCAUGCAGGUCUCCAUGGCUUAUGGCUCACAAUGAAUGUUUUGAUUAAAUAAGUUUCAGUUCUGGUUCAUCACUUGCAUUUGAUUUAUUCUUGGAAUCUUCCUUCACAGACCUGAAAAUACCCUCAGUUAUAGCUUCUGGAAGUGACUUAAUGCCCCAAACUGUGCCUUUAAUAAUUGAAAUCCUGGAUAAGUUGAAACCCAAACUCUGUGGAUGGGCCCCAGCUUCCCUUUCCAUCUCUAAAAGAAGAUCAUGAAAACCAGUCUAUUCUGAUCACCGGAGAAUCCAGGGCAGGAAAGACUGUGAACACCAAAAGGAUCAUCCAGUACUUUGCAACAAUUGCAGCACCUGGAGACCUCACCAAGAAGAAGGACUCCAAAAUGAGUUUGCUGCAUCUGGAGGAGCUCACUGGAGAAUCUCCAGCAGCGGAGCGGGCCUUCAACUACCAUCUCACCACCUGGUGAGGGGCAAAGCCCUUCAAGACUCCAGAGGCUCCAUGACCCUGGACAGGCCAGGGGAAGGGGCCACCAUGCUGCGGACAUUCACUCUCUUACUCUUUUGCAUUCGGUUGAGUCUGGGUAUGAUACCAAUAGCAAUGAUACAAUCUCAACCAGAGCUGUGGAUAGAGACCAACUACCCCCAGGCCCCUUGGGAGAACAUCACACUUUGGUGCAAAAGCCCCUCUCGGAUUUCAAGCAAGUUCCUGUUGCUGAAAGAUAAGACACAGAUGACCUGGAUCCGCCCUUCCCACAAGACCUUCCAAGUUUCAUUCCCCAUUGGUGCCCUUACUCAGUCCAAUACAGGUCUUUACAGGUGCUGCUACUGGAAGGAGACAGGCUGGUCAGAGCCCAGUAAAGUUUUAGAGUUGGAGGCACCAGGCCAGCUGCCCAAGCCCACCUUCUGGAUCCAGGCUGAGACCUCCCCUCUUCCUGGAUGUAAUGUUAACAUACUCUGCCAUGGCUGGCUGCAGGAUCUGGUAUUCAUGCUGUUCAAAGAAGGAUAUGCAGAACCCGUGGAUUACCAAGUCCCAACGGGGACAGUGGCCAUAUUCUCCAUUGCCAACAUGACACCUGAGAGUGAAGGGGUUUACAUCUGCCGCACUCAUAUCCAGAUGCUCCCUACCCUGUGGUCAGAGCCCAGCAACCCCCUGAAGCUGACUGUGGCAGGACUCUAUCCCAAACCAACUCUGACAGCCUAUCCUGGGCCCAUCAUGGCACCGGGAGAAAGCCUGAAUCUCAGGUGCCAAGGGCCAAUCUAUGGAAUGACCUUUGCUUUAAUAAGGCUUGAAGACUUGGAGAAGUCCUUUUACCGCAAGAGGCCAUUAAAAAAUGAGGCAUAUUUCUUCUUCCGGGCUUUGAAAAUCCACGAUGCUGGACAUUACCUCUGUUUUUACUAUGAUGGGUCAUACAGGGGUUCACUCCUUAACGAUAUCCUGAAAAUCUGGGUAACCGACACUUUCCCCAAGACCUGGCUACUUGCUCAGCCCAGUCCUGUGGUCCAAAUGGGUCAGAAUGUGAGCCUGUGGUGUCAAGGGCCAGUGGAUGGAGUGGAGCUUGCAUUCUAUAAGAAAGGAGAAGACAAAACACUUCAGCUCUUGGAUACCACCAGCAUCAGUGAUGAUGAGUUAUUCUUCCUCAACAAUGUGACCUAUAGUGAUGCUGGCAUCUAUAGCUGCCACUAUCUCCUCUCCUGGAAUACCUCCAUCAGGAUGUCAUCACACAACACCGUGGAGCUUGUGGUUGUAGAUAAGCCCCCCAAACCUUCCCUGUCAGCCUGGCCCAGCACCGUGUUCAAGCUAGGAAAGGUCAUCACCCUUCAGUGCCGAGUACCUCAACCAGUACUUGAAUUUUGUCUGGAAUGGGAAGAAAGAGCAACAUCCCCAAAAUUCUCAGUGGAUGGAGACUUCAUCAUCAGUAAUGUUGAAGGGAAAGGUACGGGGACCAACAGUUGCAGCUAUCGCAUAGAGGCACAUCUUAACAUCUGGUCACAUCGCAGUGAGCCUCUGAAACUGAUGGGACCAGCAGGCUUUCUCACCUGGAAUUACGUUCUGAAUGAGGCUAUCAGGUUGUCCCUAAUCAUGCAGCUUGUUGCCUUGCUGUUGGUAGUGCUGUGGAUAAGGUGGAAGUGUCGGAGACUCAGAAUCAGAGAAGCCUGGUUGCUGGGAACAGCUCAAGGGGUCACCAUGCUCUUCAUACUCACAGCUCUUCUCUGCUGUGGACUGUGCAAUGGGGUAUUGACAGAAGAGACUGAAAUAAUCAUGCCAACCCCAAAGCCUGAGCUGUGGGCAGAGACCAACUUCCCUCUGGCCCCGUGGAAGAACUUAACCCUCUGGUGCAGAAGCCCUUCUGGCUCAACUAAGGAAUUUGUAUUGCUGAAGGACGGGACCGGGUGGAUUGCAACUCGCCCAGCCUCAGAGCAGGUCCGGGCUGCCUUCCCCCUUGGAGCCCUGACCCAGAGCCACACCGGGAGUUACCACUGCCAUUCGUGGGAGGAGAUGGCUGUGUCAGAGCCCAGUGAGGCACUUGAGCUGGUGGGGACAGACGUCCUCCCCAAACCUGUCAUUUCUGCUUCCCCCCCAGUUCGGGGCCAGGAACUUCAAAUCCGGUGCAAAGGAUGGCUGGCAGACAUGGGGUUUGCUCUGUAUAAGGAGGGAGUGCAGGAACCUGUCCAGCAACUUGGUGCCCUUGGGAGAGAAGCCUUCUUUACAAUCCAAAGAAUGGAGGAUAAAGAUGAAGGCAAUUAUAGCUGCCGCACUCACACUGAAAAGCACCCCUUCAAGUGGUCUGAGCCCAGUGAGCCCCUGGAGCUUGUCAUAAAAGAAAUGUACCCCAAGCCCUUAUUCAAGACAUGGGCCAGUCCUGUGGUCACUCCUGGUGCCCGAGUGACUUUCAAUUGCUCCACCCCCCACCAGCAAAUGAGCUUUAUUCUUUACAAAGAUGGAAGUGAAAUAGCGUCCAGUGACAGGUCUUGGGCGAGUCCGGGAGCCAGUGCAGCCCACUUUCUGAUCAUUUCAGUGGGCAUUGGUGAUGGAGGGAAUUACAGCUGCCGCUAUUAUGACUUUGCUAUCUGGUCUGAGCCCAGUGACCCUGUGGAGCUCGUGGUGACAGAAUUCUACCCCAAACCCACUCUCCUGGCACAGCCGGGUCCUGUGGUGCUUCCUGGGAAGAAUGUGACCCUGCGCUGCCAAGGGGCUUUCCAGGGCAUGAGGUUUGCCCUCUUGCAGGAGGGAACCCAGGUUCCCUUACAGUUUCAGAGUGCCUCAGGGAACGUGGCUGACUUCCUCCUCCACACUGUUGGAGCAGACGACUCUGGCAACUACAGCUGUGUCUACUAUGAGACCACUAUGUCAAACAGGGGAUCAUAUCUCAGCAAGCCUCUUAUGAUCUGGGUGACUGACACAUUCCCCAAGCCAUGGUUGUUUGCUGAGCCCAGUUCUGUGGUUCCCAUGGGGCAGAAUGUUACUCUCUGGUGCCAAGGGCCAGUCCAUGGAGUAGGGUACAUUCUGCACAAAGAAAUAGAAGCCACUUCAGUGCAGCUCUGGGGAUCCAUCAGUAAUGAUGGGGCAUUCCCCAUCACCAAUAUAUCUGGUGCUAACAUAGGUCGUUACAGCUGCUGCUACCAUCCUGACUGGACCAGCCCUAUCAAGAUACAGCCUAGCAACACCCUGGAACUCAUAGUCACAGGUUUGCUCCCCAAACCCAGCCUAUUAGCCCAGCCUGGUCCCAUGGUGGCCCCUGGAGAAAACAUGACUCUUCAAUGUCAAGGGGAACUGCCAGACUCAACAUUUGUCCUGUUGAAGAAGGGUACUCAAGAGCCCUUAAGGCAACAGAGGCCAAGAGGGUACAGGGCUGACUUUUGGAUGCCAGCAGUGAGCAGUGAAGAUUCUGGGAUGUAUAGCUGUGUUUAUUAUUUGGAUUCUGCUCCCUUUGCAGCUUCUAAUCACAGUGACUCCCUGGAGAUCUGGGUGACUGAUAAGCCCCCUAAACCCUCCCUGUCAGCCUGGCCCAGCACUGUGUUCAAGCUAGGAAAGGAUAUCACCCUUCAGUGCAGAGGACCCCUGCCAGGUGUGGAGUUUGUCCUGGAACAUGAUGGAGAAGAAGCACCUCAGCAGUUUUCAGAGGAUGGAGACUUUGUCAUCAACAACGUAGAAGGAAAGGGCAUUGGAAACUAUAGCUGCAGCUACCGUCUGCAGGCCUACCCUGAUAUCUGGUCAGAGCCUAGUGAUCCCCUGGAGCUGGUGGGGGCAGCAGGGCCUGCCGCUCAGGAGUGCACUGUGGGGAACAUUGUCCGAAGUACCCUGAUCGUGGUGGUGGUUGUAGCUUUGGGGGUGGUGCUAGCCAUAGAGUGGAAGAAGUGGCCUCGACUCCGAACCAGAGGCUCAGAGACAGAUGGAAGAGACCAGACCAUAGCCUUGGAAGAGUGUAACCAAGAAGGAGACCUGGGCACCAAUACCAACUCUCCCUCAUCAAUCUCUCAGGGAACCUCAGUGGAACUGCCGGUCCCAAUAUAAUAAUCUCCUCCUUGGCAAGAGCUUUCCUCUCCUCUUUUUUAUCCUCAGAGACCUGCAAAUCUGACUGGUUUCCCUGGGAGUCCACCCCAUCUACUGUUCCUUGGCCACUAAUCACCUGAGAUAGGUCAAGGGGAUUUUAGGAGUUGAGAGCCCUACCAGGGUGAGAUGUUUCCUGAAGAGAGAUUCCCUGCCCUCGUAACUCCUCACUGUACUGAUUUACUGGUGCAUGAAAUUCUAUUAAAAAUGUAUUCUUCUGAAUAAAGAGAGGAUUCACUAUUUAACUGCAAA
Balaenoptera ricei (Rice's whale) is the source of this 5228-nucleotide messenger RNA. It is a transcript of the gene IGSF1, whose product is annotated as immunoglobulin superfamily member 1. The record is from RefSeq and is a predicted model, not a curated record. Gene Ontology annotation, cellular component: plasma membrane. The transcript has 23 exons. NCBI's taxonomy places the organism in Eukaryota, Metazoa, Chordata, Mammalia, Artiodactyla, Balaenopteridae. The coding region runs from base 927 to 4940 and encodes 1337 amino acids.